Molecule: messenger RNA, 5010 nt
Organism: Penicillium paradoxum
Lineage: Eukaryota; Fungi; Ascomycota; Eurotiomycetes; Eurotiales; Aspergillaceae
Product: DNA-directed RNA polymerase I core subunit RPA190
Exons: 4
Coding region: 1-5010 (1669 amino acids)
Biological process (GO): DNA-templated transcription
Cellular component (GO): RNA polymerase I complex
Molecular function (GO): DNA binding; DNA-directed RNA polymerase activity
Source: RefSeq, a predicted model, not a curated record
AUGGCAACUUUUGCGCGCCCGGUCGCCUCGACCAUUAAUGGGGUUGACUUCAAUGUCUACUCCGAGGAAGAGAUUAAAGCUCUCUCGGUGAAAAGAAUUCACAAUACUCCGACUUUGGAUUCAUUCAACAACCCUGUUCCCGGUGGUCUUCAAGACCCUGCUAUGGGCGCUUGGGGUGAUCAUGUAUGCACUACCUGCCGUCAGAACUCUUUUACCUGUACCGGACACCCCGGACACAUUGAGCUCCCAGUUCCCUUCUAUAAUGUUACAUUCUUCGAUCACAUCUUCCGCCUUCUCCGAGCACAAUGUGUGUACUGUCUUCGCUUGCAGAUGGGUCGCAACCAGGUCAACAUGUACACCUGCAAAUUGCGCCUGCUGCAAUACGGCCUGGUUGACGAAGUCGCUAUUGUCGAUGCGAUGGGAGCCGUGAAAGGUGCCAAGUCAAAGUCCACCAAAGGCAAGGAUGACGAUUCGGACGACUCAGAUGACCCUGAUGAUGAUGACUAUAUGCAAAAGCGGUCUGAGUAUGUCACUCGGCGCAUCCGCGAAGCCAAGAAGGAAGGCAAAGUGGAUGGAUUGAUGGCUGGCGGGCAGAAUCCUAUUGCCGCUGAAGCUAGACGAGAGUUGAUCAAGGCUUUCCUCAAGGAUAUCAACGCAUUCAAGAAAUGCGCUAACUGCAGUGGAGUAUCCCCCUCUUAUAAGAAGGAUCGAUACAACAAAAUCUUCCGAAAGCAACUUUCUGAGAAGCCGAAGCUUGCGAUGGCGCAAGGAGGAUUCCAGGCACCGAAUACCAUGGUCCUCCUCGAGCAAGAGAGAAACUCCAAAUCCAAGCAGAACGGUGUUUCUGAGAUCCAUGGAGCCGAGGAAGAAAUCCGCCGUGGGGUGGCUGUCGUGCAAGAGGUACAAGGAUCCACCGGCCAAGAAUUCAUGUCUUCCUCUGAAGUCUAUGCAGCUCUUCAUCUGCUGUUCCAGAAAGAAAGCGACAUCCUGCAGCUUGUUUACAACUCUCGGCCUGUGCCCAAGGGAGUGAAGGUUGUAUCAGCGGACAUGUUCUUCAUCAAGAGUCUCAUGGUGCCGCCAAACAAGUAUCGUCCUGCAGUCCAGCAGGGUGCCGGAACAGUAAUGGAGGCACAGCAGAACACUUCCUUCAAUGCGAUUUUGAAGGGAUGUGACACUAUCAACCAGAUCAGCAAGGAGAUUCAAAACGAGGAAGAGAAGACUAUGUCUCGGGCACGGAAUUAUAGUGAUCUCCUUCAAGCUAUCGUUCAGCUUCAGGAUGUGGUCAACGGCUUGAUUGAUCGCGAUCGUACCUCAGUCACCGGCUCAGCUGCCCUGUCUCAGCCCAACGGUAUUAAGCAGAUUCUGGAGAAGAAGGAAGGUCUGUUCCGAAAGAACAUGAUGGGUAAGCGUGUCAACUUUGCUGCUCGUAGUGUUAUCUCGCCCGAUCCCAACAUUGAACCCAAUGAGAUUGGUGUGCCUCUUGUCUUCGCCAAGAAGUUGACUUUCCCCGAGCCUGUCACAAAUCACAACUUCUGGGAGUUGAAAGAGGCUGUUAUCAACGGUCCCGACAAGUACCCUGGUGCUUCUUCUAUCGAGAACGAAAACGGUCAGGUUAUUAACCUCAAGUUCAAGAACCUGGAAGAGCGAACAGCACUUGCCAACUCACUGCUCGCACCAUCAAAUUGGCGCCAGAAGGGUUCGCGCAACAAGAAGGUCUACCGUCAUCUCACCACCGGUGAUUACGUUCUGAUGAACCGUCAACCAACCCUGCACAAGCCCUCCAUCAUGGGUCACAAGGCCCGUGUGCUCCCCAACGAGCGGGUCAUUCGCAUGCACUACGCUAACUGUAACACCUACAACGCCGAUUUCGACGGUGAUGAAAUGAACAUGCAUUUCCCUCAAAAUGAGCUGGCUCAAGCCGAAGCCAGAAUGUUGGCAGACGCUGAUCACCAAUAUCUCGUUGCCACCUCAGGUAAACCACUGAGAGGUUUGAUUCAAGAUCAUAUUUCAAUGGGAACUUGGGUUACUUGCCGUGACAGCUUCUACGACGAGGAAGAUUAUCACCAGCUUUUGUACAGUUGCUUGAGGCCAGAGCAUUCCCACAUCGUCACCGACCGCAUUCAACUCGUUGAGCCCGCUAUGAGAAAGCCUAAGUGCCUGUGGACCGGAAAGCAGAUCAUCACCACAAUCCUUAAGAACAUCCAGCCCUCGGACCGUGGAGGCUUGACAUUGAAGAGCAAGUCUUCGACUCCUGGUGACCGAUGGGGUGAGGGCAACGAAGAAGGCGAAGUCAUUUUCCAAGACGGAGAGUACCUGUGUGGUAUCCUCGAUAAGAAACAGCUUGGUCCUACUGCUGGAGGUCUUAUCGAUGCUAUCCACGAAGUCUAUGGAUAUAGCAUUGCUGGAAAGCUCAUCGGUAUUCUUGGAAGACUCCUUACCCGCGUUCUGAACCUGCGGGCCUUCAGUUGUGGUAUUGACGAUCUUCGAUUGACCAAGGAGGGUGACCGUAUCCGCAGGGAGAAGUUGGCCACCGCUCCUCAGAUGGGUCGCGAGGUUGCUCUGAAGUACGUGACUCUGGACAAGGCUCCUGGUGACCAGACUGCCGAGUUGAAUAGACGGUUGGAGGAGGUUCUUCGUGAUGACGAUAAGCAAAGUGGUCUGGAUAGCGUUUCUAACGCACGUUCUGCCAAGCUUUCUUCUGAAAUCACCAGUGCCUGUCUCCCAGCUGGCCUUGCUAAGCCUUUCCCCUGGAAUCAGAUGCAGUCUAUGACAAUUUCUGGAGCCAAGGGAUCCGGUGUCAAUGCCAACCUUAUUUCUUGUAAUCUUGGCCAGCAGGUUCUUGAGGGUCGUCGUGUACCCCUCAUGAUCAGUGGAAAGACUCUUCCAUCGUUCAAGGCCUUCGAAACCCACCCCAUGGCUGGUGGUUACGUUUCUGGUCGUUUCUUGACCGGAAUCAAGCCCCAGGAAUACUACUUCCACGCCAUGGCUGGUCGUGAGGGUCUGAUUGAUACUGCUGUCAAGACUUCUAGAUCCGGUUAUCUGCAGCGUUGUUUGAUUAAGGGUAUGGAAGGCCUGAAGGCUGAAUACGACUCCUCUGUCCGUGAGGCAUCGGAUGGCUCCAUCGUCCAAUUCUUGUACGGAGAGGAUGGUCUCGAUAUCACCAAGCAGGUGCAUCUCAACGACUUCGACUUCCUUGCUCAGAACCACAUCUCCAUCUCUAAGCAAGUUCAAGCUGAUGAUUACCACAAACUGGCCAAGGAAAGUGUUACCGAUUGGCACAAGGAUGCCAUGAAGGCAGUCCGCAAGACCGGAAAGAUUGAUGCUAUGGACCCUGUGUUGUCUCGCUUCCCCCCUGGAGGAAACCUGGGAAGUACAUCUGAAGCCUUCGCUCAGGAGCUCAAGAAGUAUGCGGAUGUCAACAAGAACAAGCUCAUCAAAGACAAGAAGAAGAACAUUGAGGGCAAGGUCACCAAGAAGACCUUCGAGGCUUUGAUGAACAUGAAGUACAUGAAGUCUAUCAUUGAUCCUGGUGAGGCUGUUGGAAUUAUGGCCGGUCAGUCCGUUGGAGAGCCGUCCACACAGAUGACUCUCAACACUUUCCACUUGGCUGGUCACUCGGCUAAGAACGUCACACUGGGUAUUCCCCGUCUACGUGAAAUUGUUAUGACUGCAAGUGCCAAGAUUAUGACCCCUACGAUGACCCUUCUUCUGAAUGAAGAGAUUUCUACGGAGGACUCGGAGAAGUUCGCUAAGGCCAUCAGCAAACUCAGCAUUGCUGAACUUGUUGAUAAGGUGCAAGUGAAGGAACGCAUUGGCUCUGGCAUUGGCCACUCCAAGGCUAAGAUCUACGAUAUUGAUAUCGACUUCUUCCCGUCCGAAGAAUACACCAAGGAGUAUGCCAUUGAGACUAAGGAUGUCCUGGUUGCUCUGCAAUCCAAGCUCAUUCCUCGAUUGGUGAAACUCACCAAGGCCGAGCUCAAGAAGCGCAACGAAGAGAAGAAGGGUGUCAAGGGCACAACUUCUCAGCCUGAAAUUGGUGUCUCGAUCGGCAAAAUCGCCGAGGCACCAAGAGGCGCUGACUCUGAGGCCCAGCCAGCUGACGAUGACAACGAAGAUGAUGAAGAUGAUGCCAAGCGGGCCGCCGGAGCUCAGAACCGGGGCAACCAGGUCUCAUACGAAGGACCCGACGAUGGCGAGCAGGAAAUCAUCAGACGUCAGGACACCCCCGAUGAGGACGACGAAGAUGAAAUCAGCAAGCCUGCCAAGAGCACUCGCGACGUGGAGAUGCGGGACGGUUCUGACUCUGAGGAUGACUCUGACGACGAGACCGCCCAAGACACCAAGGCGCGCGAGGAUGAUGUUAUUGGCAAGUUCGAGGAGAUCACGAAGUUCAAGUUCGACCCCAAGAAGGGCAACACCUGCAAUAUCCAAUUGCAAUACGACGUCGAGACCCCCAAGCUUCUGCUUCUUCCCCUGGUUGAGAAGGUUCUCCACCUCGCUGUCAUUCAGUGCAUCCCCGGCAUGGGCAACUGUGUCUACGUCGAGGCCGACGAGGCCAAGGGCGAUCCCGCGAACAUUCUCACCGAGGGUGUCAAUCUCCUCGCUAUGCGUGACUACCAGGAUAUCAUCAAGCCCCACUCCAUCUACACUAACUCCAUCCACGACAUGCUCAACCUGUACGGUGUGGAAGCUGCUCGCGCUACUAUCGUCCGCGAAAUGGAUGCCGUUUUCAAGGGUCACAGUAUCUCCGUUGACAACCGUCACUUGAACCUGAUUGGUGAUGUGAUGACGCAGUCCGGUGGCUUCAAGGCCUUCAGUCGUAACGGCUUGGUCAAGGAUGCCUCGUCCGCCUUCGCGCGUGCCAGUUUCGAGACUACUGUCGGCGCCCUGAAGGACGUUGUGCUCGAGCGGGGUGUCGAUAACCUCAAGAGUCCCAGUAGCAGAAUCGUUGUUGGCCGUGUCGGUACUGUCGGCACUGGAUCCUUCGACAUUCUCGCUCCUGUCGCAUAG